This is a messenger RNA of Colletotrichum karsti, 1191 nucleotides long. Its product is annotated as glycoside hydrolase family 92. The transcript is spliced from 2 exons. NCBI's taxonomy places the organism in Eukaryota, Fungi, Ascomycota, Sordariomycetes, Glomerellales, Glomerellaceae. The record is from RefSeq and is a predicted model, not a curated record. The coding region runs from base 1 to 1191 and encodes 396 amino acids.
AUGGUGUCUGUGAUCGCUGUCUUGUUCCAACUAUGCUUCGCAACGGUUGCCGACAUACCGGGCGCCUUUGGGCCGGUAUACCCGCUUACACCUUCUCCAGCAGGUGACAUUUCAAAGUUCCUCAAGAGCCGGCCCAGCGAUUUCGUCCAUCCUGGAAUCUGGCACACCCACGAGGAUCUCGAGCGUAUCCGGAGUGGCGUACUAGAAGGCAAAGAUCCCUGGAUGUCUACCUACGAUGUCUUCAGUAAAGAUAGCUACAGCCAAGCCACGUACGAGAUGAAGGGACCAAAGGCAGUACUAUCUCGCGGCAGCAUCAGCAAUCACACAACCUUCACCUCAGACUCCCGAGCGGCAUGGCAAAAUGCCCUGAUGUGGUACAUCACCCGCGACCAAGCCCACUGGAACCGCAGCACCACGAUCUUGGACAGCUGGGGCUCGACGCUCGUCGACAUCAUUGGUACGGAUCGCUCGCUUCUCAUCGGUCUGGAGGGCGACCUUUUUGUCAACGCGGCGGAGAUCAUGCGCUGGGAGGGCAACUGGACCGAGGCCGGUGCCCGAUGGCAAGGCGGCUCGGGAUUCAGUAUCCAGCUGUAUUGGCUCUUUUCGCGCCAGUCCGUCGCCAUUGGACAGGCCAACUACGGCAUGGCGAGCAUCAAGGCGCUUUUGAGCUUCGCAGUCUACUUGGACGAUGUCACACUGUACAACUACGCCAUCAACGAGUACCUGAAUAACCCGUGUGCUGGGCUUUAUUCCAUGUUCGAGCCAGAGACCGGUCAAUCAUCUGAGUCCGGGCGUGACCAAAGCCACACGAUGACAGGUAUUGGCUGGGCUGCUACUGCUGCUCGAGUUGCCCAAAGUCAGGGAGUCGAUCUGUACAGCCAGGGCAAUAAUCUCCUGUUGAAUGGCGCCGAAUAUACGGCUAAGUACAAUCUCAACGAGACCGUUGACUACGAUCCGAAGUGGUUCCGCUGCGAGGCAGUUCUCGUCAACGGUCCGUGGGCCAAUAUCUCGCAGGAGAGACGGGGGGUAACUGCGUCGAACCCGAUGUGGGACAUUGUUUACUACCAGUACGUCGUGAAGCGAGGAUUGGAAGCGCCUUGGACUACGAAAGCAAAGCAAUCUGUUGGUACGGAAGGCCGAUUGACCGGGGCUGAUCAUCCGAGCUGGGGUGGUCUGAUAUGGGCUUACUGA